Messenger RNA from Synchiropus splendidus (mandarinfish), 6915 nucleotides. RefSeq names its product membrane associated guanylate kinase, WW and PDZ domain containing 2a (gene magi2a). Gene Ontology annotation, molecular function: beta-1 adrenergic receptor binding; type II activin receptor binding; signaling receptor complex adaptor activity. The record is from RefSeq and is a predicted model, not a curated record. Bases 170 to 4504 code for a protein of 1444 amino acids. The transcript is spliced from 22 exons. Gene Ontology annotation, cellular component: cytoplasm; dendrite. Gene Ontology annotation, biological process: receptor clustering; signal transduction. NCBI's taxonomy places the organism in Eukaryota, Metazoa, Chordata, Actinopteri, Syngnathiformes, Callionymidae.
UCGGAGGACGGCGGCAUGAUGAACCAGCUGCUGGCGUGCGCGUGAGAAAGCACGCGGGCACGGACCUCUCUGACGCCCGCUGCGGGGACCGGAGACACUCAGCGUUUCGGAGAGUCCGCAAAACGGGGAGCGGAGCCACUUCCACGGCCGCACUCAUGUGACUUGAGUCAUGUCCAAGAGUGUGAAGAAGCGGAAGAACCACUGGACGAACAAAGUCCACGAGAGCGUCCUGAGCAGGAGCCCGGGCGGAGACCUGGGGCUGGAGUUGAAGGGCGGCGCGGAGAACGGCCAGUUCCCGGUGGUCGGUGAGGCGCUGGCGGGAGCAGCCGUGUGCCUCAGCGGGAGAGUGUUCCAGGACGAACUGCUGCUGGAAGUCAACGACACUCCCGUGGCUGGACUCACCACCCGGGACGUGCACGCCGUGGUCAAACACAGCAAGGACCCGCUGCGACUCAAGUGCGUCAAGCAAGGGGGCGUGAUCAACAAGGACCUGUGCCACUACCUGAACCUGCGCUUUCAGAAAGGCUCCGUGGAUCACGAGCUGCAGCAGAUCAUCCGGGACAACCUGUACCUGCGGACCGUCCCCUGCACAACCCGGCCGCCCAGGGAAGGAGAGGUCCCCGGUGUGGAUUAUAAUUUCGUGACCAUCGACCGCUUCAUAGAGUUGGAGAAAAGCGGAGCGCUGCUGGAGAGCGGAACGUAUGAAGAUAACUUCUACGGCACCCCGAAGCCUCCAGCCGAGCCCAGCGCUCUGCUGCUCAAUGUAACGGACCAGCUGCUGCCGGGCGCCAGACCCAGCUCCGAGGGCAAGAGGAAGCGCAACAAGUCGGUCAGCAACAUGGAGAAGGCCGGCGUGGAGCCACCGGAGGAGGAGGAGGAGGAGAGACACGUCGUCAACGGCAACGGAAUAGCCGUCACGCCAGAGUCUAGCGAACAUGAGGACAAGAGCGCAGAUGCUCUGGGCGACGGCGGCCAGCAGAGCGGUCCAGCAGAUGCCACCACUGAAGGUUGCCAGUCCCCCAAGAUGACCCUCCCCAAACCCGAGGAGAACGAGGAGCUGGGGCCGCUGCCGGACAACUGGGAGAUGGCCUACACGGAGAAGGGAGAAGUUUACUUCAUCGACCACAACACCAAGACCACGUCGUGGCUGGAUCCCAGGCUCGCCAAGAAGGCCAAGCCACCGGAGGAAUGCAAAGAGGACGAGCUUCCGUACGGCUGGGAGAAAAUCGAUGACCCCAUUUAUGGCAGCUACUAUGUUGACCACAUCAACCGACGGACCCAGUUCGAGAACCCGGUCCUGGAGGCCAAGAGGAGAGUGCAGCAGCAGCAGCAGAUGCAGAGCCAGGGCCUGUCCUCGCUGCCUCUCCCCGCCAUCUUCAGAGAGAAGCCGCUCUUCACCCGAGACCCCACGCAGCUGAAAGGAAGCUUCCUGUCCACGUCGCUCCAGAAGAGCAACAUGGGAUUUGGAUUCACCAUCAUCGGAGGGGACGAGCCAGACGAGUUCCUGCAGGUCAAGAGCGUCAUCCCGGAGGGUCCGGCUGCAGCGGACGGCAAGAUGGCCACCGGUGACGUCAUCGUCUACAUCAACGACGCCUGCGUCCUCGGCACCACGCACGCCGACGUGGUCAAGCUCUUCCAGUCGGUGCCCAUCGGCCAGAGCGUGAGCCUGGUCCUGUGUCGGGGGUACCCGCUCCCCUAUGACGCGGAGGAGAGCGCCACCACCAGCACCAGCGCGGCGGCCACCACCACCAUCAUCUCCCCGCUGGGCAUCAUGGAGCAGCGGCCCAUCCUGGUCAACGGCAGAACCGGCUACGACAACUACCUGGACUACCUCUCCCGGACGGCUGGCUUUGUCACGGACCCCGGCCAGGACCAGCUGGGCGCCGCGCAGCAGCUGCUCACCCCUCACCCCGGGGACACCCACCUGGACGGCUCGCUGCCCCACACCGCCGGCGCCACGCCGCCCGACAGUGUCUCCAUGGCGUCCUCUGGGGCCACGCAGGGCGAGCUGCUCACGCUCACCAUCAUGAAGGGCCUGGACGGGUUCGGCUUCACCAUCGCGGACGGUGCCACGGGUCAGCGGGUCAAGCAGGUGCUGGAGGCCACGGGCUGCCCGGGGCUGUGCGAGGGCGACCUGAUCGUGGAGAUCAACAAGCAGAACGUGCAGGGAUCCACUCACAACCAGGUGGUGGAGCUGCUGAAGGAGUGUGCGGUGGGAGCCGAGACCAGCCUGGUGGUCCAGAGAGGAGGCACAGGUCACUAUUCCCCCUGGAAGACCCCCACUCAGGUGUUGGAGCAGUGGGAGUCCCAGCAGGGCCACAGCAGCCCGGCUCAGACCAGCCUCUCUGCUCCAGUUAUCCCCCACAGCGCCCCCUACCCCACCCACCACCUCCACCGGGCCUCAGUCCCGGACUCGGCCGAGGCACUGGUGCUGGCCAAACCUGACCCGUUUGGCCUGUAUGAGCGGUCCAGGGCGAUCUAUGAGAAUAGGCAACCCAGCCAGCCCAGAGCCGUGCUCCCAGUGGACCCCACAGAGUACCAGGACAUCGAGGUCCACCUGCGGCGACAGAAGUCUGGGUUCGGGUUCCGGGUCCUGGGCGGGGACGAGGCGGGCCAGCCUGUGAGUCCGGAGACGCGUGAGAAGAUCUUGAUCGGUGCCAUCAUCGAGAAGAGCCCGGCGGACCUGGACGGGCGGCUGCGACCCGGCGACGAGCUGCUCUUCGUGGACGGCAUCCCAGUGGUGGGCAAGCCGCACAGAUACGUGAUCGACCUGAUGCACGCCGCCGCCCGCAACGGACAGGUCAACAUGGUGAUCCGGAGGCGAGUGCAGAGCUCGGGUGAGUCGUGUCCCGAGAACGGCCGCAGCUCGGGCUCCGUCUCCACGCAGCACAGCUCCCCGCGCAGUGACCUCACCUGCGGCAACAGCAGCAACCAGACCAGCAACGCCGUCAGCGCGCAGCCCAGCGACGUCGUCAUCAACAGGAAGGAGAGCGAGGGAUUUGGCUUCGUCAUCAUCAGCUCGCUCAACCGCCCCGAGGCCACGGUCACCAACGCCGUGCCCCACAAGAUCGGCCGCAUCAUCGAAGGCAGUCCGGCCGACCGCUGCGGGAAGUUGAAGGUGGGAGACCGGAUCCUGGCGGUCAACAGUCAGUCCAUCGUCAGCAUGGCGCACGCCGACAUCGUCAAACUGAUCAAGGACGCUGGUCUGAGCGUGACGCUGAGGAUCAUAGCGCAGGAGGAGACCAGCAACCCCCCCUCGGCCCCCGGCUCAGAGAAGCAGAGCCCUCUGAUCCAGCAGAACAGUCCGAAGAACCAGUCCAACACGGAGAGCUCCCAGCCGUGCUCGGGACUCUCCGAGAGCCAGACCAAGACCCACCAGAGCCCGGUGACGCAGCGGCCCGCCGCCCCCCCUCAGACCUACCCCCAUGAGAGCAGCUACAGGUCAGAGGUCAAGGCGCGACAGGACGUGAAGCCCGACAUCCGACAGCCGCCCUUCACAGACUACCGCCAGCCGCCGGUGGACUACCGGCACCCCCCGGUGGCAGACUACCGCCAGCCCCCCACACUGGAAUACAGACACCCUCCUCUGCUGGACUUCAGGCACCUGGGCCAGGACGCCCGACAGUUCACCAUCCCGGAGUAUAGGAUGCCCCCCGUGCAGCUGACGCAGGACUUUGACUUCUUCACGGUGGAGCUGGAGAAAAGUGUCAAAGGCUUCGGCUUCAGCAUCCGCGGAGGCCGUGAGUACAAGAUGGACCUGUUCGUCUUGCGGCUGGCGGAGGACGGACCGGCCGUGAGGAACGGCAGGAUGAGGGUGGGGGACCAGAUCAUCGAGAUCAACGGGGAGACCACCCGAGAGAUGACCCACGGCAGGGCCAUCGAGCUGAUCAAGUCCGGGGGCCGGCGGGUCCGUCUCCUGCUGAAGAGGGGCACGGGGCAGGUCCCAGAGUACGACACUUCCACCUCAUGGGAUGUUCGCCCUUCAGCCUCCCCAAGUCUGCCGGAAGUAGCCCCUCCCAUCGACCCUCUCUCCCUGCCAUUGUCCUCAUCUCAUCUGGUCCCAGAGCCGCCUCCCCUGCUGCCUCGGGACAGCGGGCGGGAGCGGUCCACCAGCCCCUUCAAGGCCGAGCUGUUGAAGCCAGAUGCAGUCAGUCACGGGCCGAGCAGCAGCAGCGGCAGCAGCAGAGCCCAGAAGAACGGUGGCAGGUCCACCCACGGCUCGCAAGCCACUGCUGACGCCGAAGGAGGCGACGGGCGGCCGGGCAGGGGCGCGAGGGGUCGGUCCAAAGAGAGGAGCACCGGCCGAGGCUCCAAACUCCUGCACGCCAACGGAAACAGCCGGGAGCAUCACCAGCAGGGGGAGCCGGCGCCAGGCACCAAGGGCGGCGGCGGCGGCAGCUCAGCUGGGAGGAAGGCCACCGUCUCUCCCGGACCCUGGAAGGUCCCCGGCUCAGACAAGCUGCCCAGCACCCUGCGAGUGGGCGCCUCCCCGCUCAGCAGAUAACAACUUCUGCGCCCCAACGUUCCCGGCGAGCCGCCGCCGGCUAGACUUUUAUUUAUGAUCGGGUGCUCCUAAGUUAUUCUGAGAAACUUUUGGCACCGGCCACCUUGAGAACGUUCUCCUGUGGAAGUGGACUUGUGUGUAGCGAAACGGAGCCUGGCCGGAACAUUCUGCAGCUGGACCUUUUUAUAUCAACAGAGUGGAGUCUAUUUUAAGAUUGUUUAGAAGAGCGUUUUUACGGGACGACAGUUGUGAGACCUUCUCUCCAACGGAACUUUGCCUUAACGGAAGCAGCGUGAAUGAGUCUGAGAGGUUUUGUGACGGGUCUCGGUGUAAAUACGGGCCGAUGGUUUCAUGACCUGGCUGCCCGCUUCGGCGUUUUUCAUUCCUGUAAUUCACCCCGACGGUGCUGUCCAGUCGGACGCCAAGAGACGAGGCCGCCGUGACGCAGGGGGGCAGAGUGCCUUAGACUGACAUGGGUUUGGCUCCGGAGUCACCUUCAAGGAAACAGGCUGCUACCAACUUCAAAGAUGUAUUUUUUCAGUGUGACAAAGCUACAUGUGAUUUGUGUGUAUAUUUGAGGCCCCUGGGUCACAUGGUGCGGCUGACCACGCGGGUGUGAGGUGGCUCUGAAUGUUCUGUCUGAAUCACACGCACCAGGGGAGCAGCAGCCUGGCAUGACCCGGUCACCUGUGGGUCAGUAAACCGGUUACAGGGUGAUGAACACGGGGCCCAUGCUGACCACGGACGGCUCCGAUCCCGACAAACUGUGACGGACUGGUUUUCUGGACCCAUGUUAGAAGAACCAGCAUUGUCGUUUCAUCUCUGCUCUUGGGCCGGACCGACAAGGUCUGCCAAGGAGCAGGUGGAGACCCUGAUCCUGAGGCUCAGCCGGAGCCUUCCACCCCUGAUCUGGAGUGGGAACUUCGCCCCCAAAAAGUCCUUGAACCUUCAGAGCCGGUGUCAACCUCAGUCACUGGAGGCCAAUAUUCAGACCCAGUUCCAGUCACAGGCUAAACAACAUAUAGGUUUCCAGUGACGCCUGUGAAGUGGGCGUAUGACAUCAGUCACUUUGGAGACUGACUUCUGAGAAAGGCUUCUUCUUCUUCUUCUGAGAGGUUUCCAGCCUUUGCCCACUGUGGUCCUCAUAAUCACAACAUCAACGUGGGUUGGAUAUGUUCUGGUUCUUACUCAGUUUCACUUUGAGCCGCCAGUGAUUUUAACGCUGGCCCAGAAACCUGACCUGCAUUUGGCCCCCGGACCUCAAGGUUGACACAGGUUUCUCCAGUGUUCUGGGGAGUCUCCACCUCUUCACGGAACCAUGGUGCUUUUUCAACUGGAGUUCUGUCUACGAGGUCCAGACUUGGUCCUUCAGCUGUCAGGUGCAAAACCUCCAAAGUAAGUCUGAAGUGCGAGACCCCUCUUCACGGGCGACGCCAGCCGUCCAAACUCACAAGCCAGUAGAUCAUCUGGGCCUGGACGUCUGCUGUGAAGUAGACUUGUCAAGGGUUUACGCACCUGGUCUGAAUUCAAGUCACUGCGCGAGAGACAGGCCAAUCACCAGCCAGGGUUUCGUCAGACCUGACACCUUCAUCUGGAACAAUGAAGGUCAGAAGGUAUCUGGAGGUUCCCAUCAAUGACACCAGUCAGUGACUCGGACUCGACGGUGGAGCCGUGUAGGCGAGGGAAGCACUGGUCCGGUGCGAGUCAGAGUCGUGAGGCUGUGAUCCCCCCGCCGGUCCAAAGGUCGCGCUUCAUUUGCUCCGCAGAAUCAGCAAAAACUCCACGAUUCCUUUGAUGUGUCCUGGAAGUCUGGCGGUCCAACACCACUUCUGUAAUCACGGCCCUCCUCCAUCUGCUCUGUGAUCUCUAAAUCCACUCCACUCAUAUUACCCCAAAACAAAACAACUGUUUCCCCCGGAGAGGGAUCAGGAAACUCUCACCAAUCUGUCGCUAAUCUCUUGUUACACAAUCUGCCUUUGAAGCACAAUCCGACCCUCGGUUUGGUCUUCGGAUCUUCCGAUAAACUCGCUGACUAAAGUAGCACUUCUCUCCGUUCAUCCCCUCGGUUGGGUUUGCGUCUGUGUCCCUCCACAUGGAAGCCAAAAUGUAACGUGUGUUCUACGUGAAGCGGAACAGGUGUGCGCGUGUGUGUGUGUGUGUGCGCGUGUGCGUGCGUGCGUGUGAGACCACGCUGCAUCCAGGACGCCAGCGCUCGAUAUCACUGUGUCGUGUUCUAGCAGUGUGUAGAUCCUCAACAGGAACCAAGACGACUCUGUGUCCUAUUGACGGUCACAAAGACUAUUUUUAUGAAAUGCAACUCUAUGGAUAUAUUAACUUUUGCAAAAUAUUGUUUAAAUGUAUGAUACUCUGAAACGCUGUCAAAUAAAAUCUUGACAUGACGAUGACGGAGU